Molecule: messenger RNA, 1568 nt
Organism: Styela clava
Lineage: Eukaryota; Metazoa; Chordata; Ascidiacea; Stolidobranchia; Styelidae
Product: putative methyltransferase DDB_G0268948
Molecular function (GO): S-adenosylmethionine-dependent methyltransferase activity
Source: RefSeq, a predicted model, not a curated record
AUAAUUCAAAUACCAACAUGACGAAACAACUUAUCAGAUCAUAUGAAGGAAAGGAGCUGGCGUUGGACUAUCUCAAAUAUCGUCCUUCGUAUCCACACCGAAUAUCAGAAACUAUUAUGAAAUAUGUGAGGUCGAACUUGCCGAAUAACUCGAACGAUAAAUUGGAGAAUAUGCUAGAUAUUGGGUGCGGAAGUGGACAAGCUACUACACUUUUUGCCUCUUAUUUCAAGUCCGUAGUGGGAACAGAUAUUAGUAGUCAGCAAAUUGAAGUAGCAAAUGAAAAUAACAAUCACCAAAAUAUUGAAUAUCUGGUGGUAAGUGAUGGAAAAUUUCCUGUUGAAGACGAAAGCGUAGAUUUUGUGAAUUGUGCCACAGCUGCGCAUUGGUUAAACAUUCCCGAAUUUGAGUCCGAGUGCCAAAGAGUUUUGAAACCAAAUGGCUCAGUUGCUAUUUAUGCCUACUUGCAAAAGCAUAUAAUGGAUGCAGAUUCAGGCGAGAACUUGAGCCUGGGAGACAAAUAUCGUGGAGCUGUAAUGGAAUUUUUUAUUACAAUCAAGGCGCACCCCAACAAUUUCAUAUUAGUGCAAAAAUAUCAGCCGAUAUUUGAACAAAUGGUUAAUCCAACAAAAAAAUGGAUUGAAGACAUCACUUUCAACAAGUACAGUACAUUCGAAACUUUUCUCGGAUUUUGGGCGACUAUUGGGGAAUAUCAAGCCUUGAUGCGAGAUGGAAAGCCCAAAGUAGACCCUCUGGAAGAGCUUAGAAAAAGUUGAAAGAAGCAUGGGGAUAUGAAAAUUGUAAAGACAGCGAUAUACGUCUAAAAGUGACAUAUGAAGUAUUUAUGAUAGUGAGCACCAAAACGUCGAGUUAAUCUGAGUUGGUAUUAUAACGAGAGAAGUGCUUUGUUUUCCCGUAUUAAAAUUUAGUGCGUUCAUAAGUAUCCCCCUAAAAGGCAUUUCAAUUUAACAUAUUUUCAAUUUGAUCAAUACUUACAUCUUUAUAAACAAUUUUAGAUAUAUGUUGAUAGGGAUAUUUAUCACCAUGGUAUUUGUAUGAACUAUUGGCUAUUGUGCCAGACGAUGUGUUCCAUAUUUGAUUUAUGAAGGUACUGUUUUUAGAAUAACUUUUUAUUACUUCAUUUACUCGCAUUUAAAAUUACUAUUAUUAUGAUUUUCCGUUUUCAGUGUUUAUAUUUUCAUAUUUUAUGGACAUUCCUAUUUUUACUAACGUCGUGAGUGUAAAUAGAAAAUCAUUACAUUAACAGUAUCAAACCAUAAAGUAUGCAGAGAUUUCCACAGAUCGUUAAUGACCUGGUAAUUACUAUGGAACUGUUCUUGUUUUUGUGUAGUGUAUGGCAAUUUAUAUAGGAGUAUAAAUACCGGAAGAUGCUACAAAGUGUUAAAUAUUUGCAUAAAUGUACAUUAUUUAUGUUCCUCUUAAUAAUAUUCCUCAAAUGUAAUUUUUGUUUCAGUUUUCAAUUUUGGUAAUAUUUUGCCGAAUUUAAACAAUUAUCAGCAGAAAUACCGCGAAGCAUAUUCAUUAAAUAUACUAUAUACUUUCUACUGCCA